Gryllus bimaculatus (two-spotted cricket) is the source of this 1176-nucleotide messenger RNA. Lineage: Eukaryota; Metazoa; Arthropoda; Insecta; Orthoptera; Gryllidae. The record is from the annotation of a GenBank genome assembly.
AUGGAGGCUCCCCCGGAGGAGGCCUUCCGGGGCUACGGAAGCUUCGGAGCCUUCCGCCGAGGGGAUGCCCGCGAAGCCACUGCUUGCGGGGCUCUCUUCGCAUCGUUCCUGGACUGCUGGUCUCUGCAAGCUCUGAGGGCACUGGACCAACCAACCACCUCUGGCCGCAGCGGUCUCGUCAACGCGGCUUCCAACGGUCUUCAACUAGGCAAUGACUUCAAUGGCUCUGCCACCAACAUCUCUGGCAAAAAUUAUUCUGGCUACAAUGACACUGCCUUUAACCGCUCUGCCGAAAAUAUGAUUCACUUCAUUGGUCGUGGUUUCGGAGAUGUUGCUUUCAAAGGUCUCAACCUCAACAGUUCUGCAAUCAGUAGUCCUGUUUCCGAUAGUCCUGCCUUCAACGAACUUGCUUUAAACAACUCUGCCAACAACAACAUUCCCGUUAAAGACCCUGUGUUCAAUCAUCCUUCCUUCAAUAAUCCUGCCUUAAAUACACCUACUUUCUACGGCAAAAUCUCGAAAGGCACUGACUUUAAUGCUUCUUCUUUCAACAACGCUGACUUGAACGGACGUGCUUUCGGCGACUGGGCAUUGAACGACCCUGCCCAAAACGGCUCUGACUUAAACGACCGUGCUAAGAACGGUUCUGCCAUAAACGGCACUAACUUGGACAGCCGUGCCGAGCAUUUUUCCUUAAAUGACCGUACAGACAGGAGCUCUGCCUUGAACGACCGUGCCGGCAACGAUUCUACGUUAAAUGCCUCUGAUUUAACUGAAUGUGGCAACAACUGUUCUGUCUUAAAUGAUUCUACUUUAAACGAUCGUGGUGAACAUGUUCUUGCCCCAAACCUUAGUGACACUGAUCCUGCCUUAAAUGAUUCUUAUUUGAACGACCGUGAGGACAACGGCUCUGCCAAAAGUAGUCCCUCCGUGAGUGACUGUGGGGUCACCAGACCUGCCUCGACCACCCGUGGUGACAAUGGCCAUGUCUUCUAUGGUCCAGCUGGUCCUGCCUUGCACAGCCAUACCGGCAACCACCCCUUCUUCAACGUGGGCGGCGCCACCGGCACCUCCAAGAGCAGCACCACCCACGCUGGCGCACUCGACGGUUUCUGGUCCUUUCAACCCACUCUCCUGCACGGAAUGAUGGGCACAGUUUCCAGACGUUUGGCGUAA